This is a messenger RNA of Drosophila bipectinata, 1734 nucleotides long. The record is from RefSeq and is a predicted model, not a curated record. NCBI's taxonomy places the organism in Eukaryota, Metazoa, Arthropoda, Insecta, Diptera, Drosophilidae.
AUGUUUGCAAAAUUAUCCUGCCCGAUAAGAAGUUCGCCACAUCCUAGACGCAACAGCCAGCAGAAGGUGCACUCGCGGGCGGAGGAUCAUCAUCAUCUGGCCACCAGGAGACGCCAGAUCGAAUCUCUCGACAGCACUAUUUUCGAUGUCCUGGUUAUCGGUGGAGGGGCCACAGGAUGCGGAUGUGCCUUGGACGCCGCCUCGCGGGGUCUCAAGGUUGCACUGAUAGAGGCCUCGGACUUUGGGAGCGGCACCAGCGCCAAGUCCAGCAAACUGGUGCAUGGCGGUCUGCGCCGUCUGCCUAUGGCCAUCAAUACCCUAGACACUCGUAAAAUAGGGGAGAUGAGGGACACUCUGAUGGAGAGGGGCCUCUUCCUGAGGAACGCCCCGCAUCUGGUCAGCAGCGUGCCGAUGUUGAUGCCCUUGCAGAGCUACGCCGAGAUGUCUCGCGUGUGGCUGAUCCUCAAGCUGUACGACCUGCUGGCUGGCUUCUCCAGAGUUCAAUCCUCACAUUUCCUGUCUCCGGAGGAGACUCACCUGGCCUGUCCACUCUUAAAGAUGGACCGGCUGCGGGGAGCCCUGGUCAGCUAUGAACUACAGAUGGACGAUGCCCGCUUGUGCAUGGCCCUGGCCAUGACAGCAGCCCGUCAAGGAGCACGGAUAGUCAACUACGUGCAAGCCCAGCAACUCUCCGGCCCAGACCAGGAAGGCAUUCGAUCGUGCCUGGCCAGAGAUCUGCUCUCCCGUCGGCAGAUUCUGGUGCGUUCCAACUCCGUUGUUAAUGCUACCGGACCCUAUGUGGAUGGAGUGCGUCGCUUGGACUCGGAACAAGCGGUGGCGGUGGCCAAACCGGCGGCAGGCACUCACAUUGUUCUGCCCGGCUACUUUUCCCGGAGUCACGCCAUCCACAGCCUCGGGCACGACGAGCUCUUUGCCAUGCCCUGGCAGGGCCACACCUUGGUGGGUUGCACCUCAGGACCACCGGGCCUGGCGCCCACCCGCGAGGAGGUGGAGGUGCUGCUGGAAAAGUUCCGAGCAAAGUUGCGCCCCGACGUGGAGCUGAACACCCGGCAUGUACUGAGUGCCUGGAAGGGUCUCUGGACCACCAUCUGUCUUCCGGAUCGGCCGCUGGUCAGCGAAACCGGACUUAUCACCAUAUCCGGCGGCAACUGGACCAACUACAGGGCCAUGGCCGAAGCCGCUGUGGAAGCGGCAGUGCGGCAUUUCCAGCUGCCGGUCCUCUGCCCGUGCCGUACUAGAAACAUUCCCCUGGACGGGUCAGUCGGCUACACGGCGCAGUUGGCUACGGAUCUGGUGCAGUGCUUUGGAGUAACAUACGAUGUGGCCAACCACCUCGUCCACUCGUACGGAUGCAAUGCCUUCCGGCUGCUGACGGCUUUCGACACCGCGCACCAGAAGUUGCAUCCCCAGUUCCCCCACAUUGAGGCCGAGGUGCACUAUGCGGUCGAGUACGAGUUCGCCUUGACGGCCUUCGACGUUCUGGCCCGCCGGAUGAGGGUCGCCUUCCUGGACGUGGCCGCCGCCACCCACAUGCUACCGCGUGUGGUCGAAAUCAUGGCCCAAAGGCUCAAGUGGAGCAAGCCGGUUCAGGAUGCCGAAAUGCAGCGUACCAUCAAGUUUCUGCAGCAGGAGAUGGGCAUGGGAUUUGUGACUGUUGUGGAUACAAUUGACGCUUCUCAGGAGCUGGAGGUUAGAAAAAGUGCGUCCAAGUAG